CGGUAAUUUGAUACUAGCUAUUAUCCGCUCUUGUUUCGAAAGUUGUAGAUAUGGGAUGUAUUGUGAGCAAAGAAAAACUAGCUGCUAUAGCUCGAUCCAAAGACAUUGACAGAAAACUAAAGGCUGAUGGUGAGGCUUCAUUUAAAGAGGCCAAACUGUUGCUCCUUGGUGCCGGAGAGUCGGGAAAAAGCACAAUAGUUAAACAAAUGAAGUAUGUUACUGUAAUAUUUAUUUGCAGGAUUAUUCAUAUGUCUGGUUAUACUGAAGAAGAAUGCAAAACGUACAGACCGGUCGUAUUCAGCAACACCAUACAGAGCAUGGUAGCCAUACUGAGAGCUAUGGAACAACUGCAGAUAUGUUGUGCAUAUCCGAACGCAAUGAAUGAUAUUGCUGUGGUCCUCAACCUUCCACGGACAGAUGUCGACGUGCUACCCGACGAAGUAUUUAGUGCGCUAAAGAGGCUCUGGUACGACCCAGGUGUUCAAACAGCUGUUAAUAGGUCUCGAGAAUUUCAACUGAAUGAUUCUGCAUCAUACUUCCUUGACUCAUUGGAUAGGUUAUCAAGUCCUUGUUAUAUCCCAACACAACAGGAUGUCCUUCGGACUAGAGUAAGAACGGGUGGAAUUGUAGAAACCCACUUCUCUUUUAAAGGAUUAAGCAUCAGGAUGUUUGAUGUUGGGGGACAGCGUUCAGAACGAAAAAAAUGGAUUCACUGUUUCGAAGGCGUCACCGCAAUUAUAUUUGUGGUUGCUAUGAGUGAAUACGAUCUAAAUCUUGCUGAAGAUCAAGAAAUGCUAAAGUUUUGGAGCCCAUUGGUUCUAAUGCAACCUAGACAACUUUAGUUAGUCAGGAAACCGAAUACAUCACUCUAUUUAAUCCAGUCAUACAACUACGCCAGAUACUACAGCUUAGUAAUACCAAUUCAUUUUAACUGAGUAAACCUACUCAGAAGUUCCAUCUGAGGCGGUUAGUAAUUUCAGCGGUAUCUGACAAAAUCAGUCAUAAAGAUUAUUGACUACUACAUUGAAUAGCUGAAAAUUUGAUGGCAUAGAUACACCAUUGACUCUUCGAUGUAUGGAAAUUCCAUUACGCCAGUUUAUUUUCUACCAUUAUUCAUGUCCUUGCCAAUUUUAGAAUUUUCUGCUUUUCGACUAUUUGGGUGGCCACAGUGUGUGUUUACGUAAGUUGACACCCUAUGUUGUAGGGUUUUACGAUGCAUUUUCGAUGUAACAGUAGUUUAGCAGGUGGUUUUAGUCAUUUAAGUUGAUUUAGUUUUUAUAUUUUAUGGCUGAGAGAAAACAAUUUUAGGUCAGGUGGAUGCUCUUAGUUCUGUUCUUUGAAUAUUCAUCACCGUUCUAAGCAUCAUCAACACUUAAUUUACGUAGAAUAUUUCUUUGUCCAAUCCUUAUGCUCAACCAAUGCUUUAUUUCAAAGUUAUGUGGUAGGCUUUAUAGGCACUUGAUAAAUUUUAAUCAUGAUCGUGCUCUACAUCCAGGCAUAUCACUCUUGAGCAGUCACUUUCAGAUGGCCAAUAACCAACAAACGAUUUUCAGACAAAUAUUAGUGAAGACUAUGUUCAACAGACAUAUGAGUAUCAUGUCUAAUUUGUUUGUACUCUAUAAUUGGUCGGUGCACAUCUCAUCAUAGUUUGGCUUCUAAUAGACACAACUCUCUUUUGGUUUUGAUGCUCUUUGUUUUUGUUACAGAAUAGGAUGAUGGAAUCUAUGACAUUGUUUAGUUCAAUAUGUAAUAACCAGUGGUUUACAGAAACAAGUAUCAUUUUAUUUUUAAACAAGCGAGAUAUUUUUGAAAACAAAAUAAUGAAGUCCCCGUUAACCAUAUGUUUCCCAGAGUACACUGGUGGGAAUAACUAUGAAGAAGCUUCGGAGUAUAUUCGAUCAUGUUUUGAAAAUUCAAACACUCGUAGUGGACCUAAAGAUAUCUAUUCCCAUUUCACAUGUGCAACGGACACAAAUAAUAUACAGUUUGUAUUUGAUGCUGUAACUGAUGUAAUAAUUAAAAACAAUCUCAAGGAUUGUGGGAUAUUCUGAUUUUAUAAAAAUGAAAAUUAGUCAUCUUUUCUGAUUUUGAACUUCCUUACGAAACAGUUUUUGUAAAUUAAGUGUAGCAAUUUAUUUAUUAUAUUCUACGUUAUAUGCUUUUUUUAAAAAAACUGUUCUGUCUAACUUCCGAGUAGUCGAGUGUAACAAGAACAUAACAGCUUCAAUUUAUAUAUUUUUAUUGAUAUUAGUAUCUAGCUAUAUUUCUCAGUAUAAUGAAUGCGAUUUUGUUAAACGCUGGCCGAAACUUAAUUUUAUCUUGUUUUUGUUCUCUCUAGUGUUCUGUUUAAAUUCACUACUUGUAAAUAAAUCUUUAUGUUUUGUUCCA
This is a messenger RNA of Schistosoma curassoni, 2388 nucleotides long. The record is from the annotation of a GenBank genome assembly. NCBI's taxonomy places the organism in Eukaryota, Metazoa, Platyhelminthes, Trematoda, Strigeidida, Schistosomatidae.